Messenger RNA from Oppia nitens, 1142 nucleotides. RefSeq lists its product as uncharacterized. Lineage: Eukaryota; Metazoa; Arthropoda; Arachnida; Sarcoptiformes; Oppiidae. The record is from RefSeq and is a predicted model, not a curated record. The transcript has 4 exons. The annotation marks the transcript as partial.
AUAAUUUUAUUCAUUAUAAACUACUAUGCGAUCAAUUUUUGCUUCAACGUAUGCAAUGCAAAAGUGGAGAUCCAGUCGCUGUUUGUGCCGCGCUUUGUGGAGAACGGCACCGAAGAUUCAGUUAUAUUGGACUGUGUCUACACAUUGGAUCCGAUAGACGACAAGAAUCUGGUAGUCAAAUGGUUUCUCAAUGACGAUCCGGAGCCUAUCUACCAGUGGAUACCGGAGCUGAAUGCCCGACAUGCGUCCAAACGGCUGUACGGCCGCAUCAAUAUGGACUUUGCAGUCAAUACAGCCGAUCCGAUGACCAAAUAUCGGGCACUAAAUAUAUUGAGGCCAACCAUUGAUUUAAGCGGCAAAUACUCGUGUCAUGUGUUGUCACUGUCAUCACAGGAUUCGGAAGAGGAAACUAUGAUUGUAUUUGCUACACCCAAAACGUUUGACUUUAACUAUACGCGAACUAAGGACAAGGAGGAACAGUUGGCGUUACGGACGAGGAAAGGUGCCCAUCAGUGGCACUAUAAACCGGUCAAUGGCCAGUCACCUAUGGGACCGAUGACACAUACACAGGACAAUAAAUACAACGCCGGCCACUACGGUGAACAUCCGUACAACAGCGGCAGUGCUGGAGGUGGUGGUCAACAAUUGCCACAAUACGCGUCACGUGAUCCGCACCAUCCGUUUAUGGACAGGGAUAUGGAUGACAUGGAAUGGCAGCCGUCGUCGGCCCAAUUGAGCUGUCAGGUGUCCGAUGUGUUUCCAGUGCCAGAAAUGACAAUAUAUCGGGUGAGCGACGGCGGCGAUAGUAAGGUCCAGGUGUUGACCGAAAUCGAGCAACGAGUGGACCGUAACGCCAACGGCGCCUACAAUGUGACCAUCACUAGUGACCUACGCGACUACCAACUGGUCCAACAGUACGGCAGUCAUCGAAACAAUUACGAAUGUCUGCUAUUGUUAGCCGACGGAAGCAAAAACAAUUUCCAGAGAAAGAAACGCAUCACUUAUUUAACAGAGUUUGCUUUAUUAAACAACACAUUCAUCAUUGCAUCCAAAGAUAGCCUCAUAUUAAUGUUAGUAUCGUUGAUGUCAUUACUGUUUUAUGGAUCAAAAUUCACGUAAAAUUGUAUAUACCUAUUGUAACA